AUGCGACUACGGGUUCUACUUCACCCUCAAUUACGAACAAGCCUACCAGAAUGUGCCCAGCGCAGUCUGCGUAGGAACGUCUGGGUCCGAUUCAAGUCGCAAAUACCUCGGCCGUCGCAGAAGCAUCUUUCGCCAUUACCCAAAUCGAAGGAAACCGUCCCAGCUACACGUUCUCCAGCCACAAGAAACCUCACACCCCCAAAGACAACCACUAGGGCAGGUCCACCUGAACGAAUCUUAGUCUACUAUGGAGGGACAGGCAGGGCCAUCUUCCUAGGGACGCUGCGAAUAACCACAGUGCUUCUUUUUGGUGCAGCAUGUCUAAUCGUUGCGCCAGCAUGCUCCGUGGCUGAUUACCCCUGGUACAGCACACCCGCCGUGGUUGUUGCUGGCGCUCUCCCAAUGAUAUUUGUCUCCUAUACUGCUGCGCCGUAUGUGAACUUUAUCCAUUUGGCGCUGCCCGCUUUUGCCAGGAAAUCCCGGGAAGCUGCCGUCCAGUAUGCAAAAGACCUGCCUCCGACAGCCGUGCUCUAUCUCACCAACAUGCGGUUCAAUACAAUUCCCCGGCAAACAGCUGUCCGUGUUGGAGAUCUGGUUCCAUUCAAAGACGCCUUGCGGCCCGUCACAUUCAAGAAUCUGAAUCCGUCACCGCGACGCUGGUGGCAGGGCAGAGCUCCAACCCAAUUCUAUACUGGAACUCACAGUAAACCUGGGAGACAGACGUCAGCUUUCUUCCCAGAACUGUGGAAUGGCAUUUACCAGCAAAUUCAAAGAGCGAAGUCGCAAUCUCAUUGA
Molecule: messenger RNA, 795 nt
Organism: Penicillium griseofulvum
Lineage: Eukaryota; Fungi; Ascomycota; Eurotiomycetes; Eurotiales; Aspergillaceae
Exons: 3
Coding region: 1-795 (264 amino acids)
Source: RefSeq, a predicted model, not a curated record